Messenger RNA from Sciurus carolinensis (gray squirrel), 1603 nucleotides. RefSeq names its product carbonyl reductase [NADPH] 1. Bases 112 to 1314 code for a protein of 400 amino acids. The transcript is spliced from 3 exons. The record is from RefSeq and is a predicted model, not a curated record. Gene Ontology annotation, molecular function: carbonyl reductase (NADPH) activity. NCBI's taxonomy places the organism in Eukaryota, Metazoa, Chordata, Mammalia, Rodentia, Sciuridae.
CCAGGGCCUCACACAAGCCAGGCCAGCGCUCAAUCCCAGCCGCCUAGUUCAUUGUUUACGCUCCUCUACAACCGAAAGUAAUGCGACAACAGUGAACAAUUCAUCAAGUACAUGCCAAUAAAGACGAGAGUUUUGCGAAGAUCAAAUUGCGAGGCACAUCCCAACCUGCAGGACACGGCCCUUGGCCCGCUCUGGCAACCCGGGCUCCAGGAAAACCACGCCCUGCGCGGGGCGGGGCUGCUGCUGCGCCUGCGCCUGGCUGCUGGGCUAGCGGGGGACGGCAACCUGCCCUGCUACUCAGGCGACCUCCGGGCGCGCAUAAAUUCUGAGGUCCGCCCUGCACGCAGGUGUCCGGCGCUGCCCCCCGCCAUGUCGUCCUGCCGCCGCGUGGCGCUGGUCACCGGAGCCAACAAGGGCAUCGGCUUCGCCAUCGUGCGCGACCUGUGCCGGCAGUUCUCGGGGGACGUGGUGCUCACCGCGCGUGACGAGGCGCGGGGCCGGGCAGCGGUGCAGCAGCUGCAGGCAGAGGGCCUGAGCCCGCGCUUCCACCCGCUGGACAUCGACGACAUGCAGAGCAUCCGCGCCCUGCGCGACUUCCUGCGCAGGGAGUACGGGGGACUCGAUGUGCUGGUCAACAACGCAGGCAUCGCCUUUAAGAUGGCUGAUCCGACCCCCUUUCAUAUUCAAGCAGAAGUGACAAUGAAAACAAAUUUUUUUGGUACCCGAGAUGUCUGCACAGAGCUACUCCCUCUCAUGAAACCCCAAGCUCAUACUGGUAACUCUUUUCAAAUGGAAAUUUUCUGCUCUAAAAUCUCAGCAAAUUUGGUCUUCACCGUUCUCCCAUACCUUCCACAUGAUGGUUUGGAAUGUCUUUUAGGCAGAGUGGUUAACGUAUCCAGCAUGUUGAGUCUGGUGAACCUUAAACGCUGCAGCCCAGAGCUGCAGCAGAAGUUUCGAAGUGAGACCAUCACGGAGGAGGAGCUGGUGGGGCUCAUGAACAAGUUUGUGGAAGACGCAAAGAACGGAGUCCAUCAGAAAGAAGGCUGGCCCAAUUCUGCCUAUGGAGUGUCCAAGAUCGGCGUCACUGUCCUGUCCAGAAUCCACGCCUGGAAACUCAGUGAGCAGAGGGGAGGAGACAAGAUCCUGCUAAAUGCCUGCUGCCCAGGGUGGGUGAGAACCGACAUGGCAGGACCCUCAGCCACUAAAAGCCCAGAAGAAGGGGCUGAGACCCCUGUGUAUUUGGCCCUUUUGCCCCCAGAGGCAGAGGGGCCUCAUGGGCAGUUUGUUGAGGAUAAAAAAAUUAAUCAGUGGUGAGCUCAAGUCAGGCUUCCACCAUUGUCCCCAUUUUUUGUCCUGUCCUGAUGUGACCCAAAGGACAUUUAUGCUUUCAAAAAUAUCCUUAUGUAUAUUUUUUUAAAAAUAGGCAUCCUUAUCAAGUGCUGAGGUCUCACAUGCCACGGUUCCAGUAGGGCGCUCACUCAGUCACCACUAAUUCUCUGGGGUCUUUUCUGAUUCUGUUCUGCAACACAAGGAGAGAAAAGUAAAAUUGCUGAAAAUAACUAAUGAAAAUCAGUAGGUGAAUAAAGGAUUCUUGAUAAAUGUC